Molecule: messenger RNA, 852 nt
Organism: Nicotiana tabacum (common tobacco)
Lineage: Eukaryota; Viridiplantae; Streptophyta; Magnoliopsida; Solanales; Solanaceae
Source: RefSeq, a predicted model, not a curated record
AUGGCUACACACAAUGAUUUCAUCAAGGAUAUAACAAUUUCGAAAAUGCAAUGGAAGUUGAAAGUUCGGGUUGUUCGUCUGUGGGAAGUCCCAGAUCGUUACAAUUCAGACACUACUUUCUCGAUUGAAUUGGUUCUACAAGAUGAAAAGGAAAAUCGGAUACAAGCUUCUAUUGGCAAGUCAGUGCUGCAUCUUUUCAAAACACAAAUUAAUGAGCUUGAAUUAUAUGUUAUGGCGUACUUUAUCGUUUGUCAAAAUAAAGAGAGGUUCAAAAUCACAAAACAUAACUUAAGGCUCACAUUUACUCAACGGACAACAGUGGCUGAAAUAUCUGAUCCACUUUUCCCAAUGAAUAUCUUUGAUCUGCGGCCAUAUGAUCAAUUGAUAAAUAAGGUUGAUGUGGACGAGACUGAAUUAUUCGAUCUGAUCGGAGAAAUUGUCAGUUUUAGUGAGGUAAAAAGGCACAUACAAGCUGGAAUUUCUACGAAGUUUAUGAAUAUCGAACUAGAAGAUUAUGAGAGGAACAAGUUGUCUGCUACAUUCUGGGGCAAAUUUGUUGAUCAAAUUGUACCUCACCUGCUAAAUUCUAACAAUCAACCUAUUGUUGUUGUUAUGCAGCUUAUAAAAGCACAUAAAUUUCAAGAUUCAUAUUUUGUGCGCAAUACUUGGAAUACAUCAAAGCUAUGGAUUAAUCCAAAUUUUUCUCAAUAUGACGAAUUAAUUUCUGUUCGAGAUAAUUACUCUGAAAGGUUGACUCAAACCAUCUCUCAACAGAGUUACUCCGUCUCGGAAGAAUUAGCAAAAGACGUUGUUCAAGUUAAAAUAAUUGGCGAAUUAAUGGAGUUCAUGCAA